Molecule: messenger RNA, 3557 nt
Organism: Daphnia pulex (common water flea)
Lineage: Eukaryota; Metazoa; Arthropoda; Branchiopoda; Diplostraca; Daphniidae
Product: circadian locomoter output cycles protein kaput-like
Exons: 18
Coding region: 304-2976 (890 amino acids)
Biological process (GO): regulation of transcription by RNA polymerase II; circadian regulation of gene expression
Cellular component (GO): cytoplasm; nucleus; CLOCK-BMAL transcription complex
Molecular function (GO): protein dimerization activity; RNA polymerase II cis-regulatory region sequence-specific DNA binding; DNA-binding transcription factor activity, RNA polymerase II-specific
Source: RefSeq, a predicted model, not a curated record
UAUACGGGCUAGUUACGCUACGUUAUUUAUCUGGCCUUGCCUUUUCAUUUGUCCUUGAGCGAUAGGUAAAGCCAAUUUACGGAACUUCGUCUACCUAAUAACCAACUCCACAAGUAAUCACUGAUGGAGUUAAUUUGUUUUGUUAGUCAAAUUUGAUUUUAGAAAAACAUCGAUGGCAUUUCAAUGUCAAUUGUCCGACACUUUCACAGAGGAUUUACGUUCUUCUAAUGUUCCUCGUAGGGCAGACUUCAGACCUUAGUUCAUGAUCUGUUUGUUUGUUCUCAACAUCAUAAGAUAGUCAACAUGAGUGUAAAAUCCCAGUCUUGUGGGUUAACGAGUUCUAAACUCAAAAAAGCAACCGCCUCAAAAAUUUCUGAUGAUGGACUAGAAGAGGAGGUGGAUGAGAAAGGAGUCAUAAAAAGGAAAUCAAGGAAUUUAAGUGAGAAGAAACGAAGAGACCAGUUCAACAUACUUAUCAAUGAGCUAUGUUCUAUGGUUUGCACUGGGAAAAGGAAAAUGGAUAAAUCAACUAUUUUAAAAUCUGCAAUAUCAUUUAUUCGGAAUCAUAAUCAAGUUACAAUGCAGUCACAUUGCCAAGAAUCUGUUCAAGAAGAUUGGAAACCAUCUUUCUUGUCCAAUGAAGAAUUUACACAUUUAAUGCUAGAAGCACUUGAUGAAUUUAUAAUUGUGUUUUCAUCAACUGGGAAGAUUUUGUAUGUGUCUGAAAACAUCACUUGCCUCUUGGGGCACACACCUAGCGAUUUGAUAGGCUCUUCCCUUUCGGAUCUGGUUUGGGAAGAAGAAAGAAUUGUGGUAGAAUCUUUGCUAGGUUCAUGGGGUGCUGAUCAUGAGAGCAGUCAAGUAACGGGGAAUAAGGAAAAUCACAUAAGCUUGAGUUGCCACCUUCGCCGCGGGAAUUUAAGCGACGCUAAUUUCGAGAGUUCCAACUAUGAGCUCGUAUUCUUUUCUGGUUACUACCGCGUUCAAGGAAACCCUGACAUAUCUUCGGUGUCCCGUGUGUCGUCUUCAUGGGGAGAUGAUAGCAAGGAGAGCACGAAUUUCGGCGAUGCAUUGUCUCAGUACAAUGGCUUGGUUUUUGUAGCGAGUGCUCGUUUGCAAACUCCUCAGCUUUCGGUGGAAAUGUCGAUUGUAGACGUUUCCAAGAGUGAAUUUACGUCCAGACACAGCCUAGAAUGGAAAUUUCUAUUCCUCGAUCAUCGAGGGCCUCCAAUCAUAGGUUAUCUUCCUUUUGAAGUACUCGGGACAUCGGGUUACGAUUAUUAUCACGUCGACGAUCUCGAGAAAGUUUCUACUUGUCAUGAAGCUUUGAUGCAAAAGGGUGAAGUUACUUCGUGCUGUUACCGUUUUUUGACGAAAGGCCAACAGUGGAUUUGGUUGCAAACAAAAUACUAUAUCACAUACCAUCAAUGGUAUUCAAAACCAGAAUUUAUAGUAUGCUCACACAGAGUUAUAAGUUACAAUGAAGUUACUGGUCAUCCGCUAAAAAUAGAAAGUGGGGAAUCAUGUGAUCAAGUUCCUGGAACACCGAACACGCCCACAUCUAAACAGCUGAAAUCUGAAUACAAAUCAGGUUUAAGCCACGGGAAAAAUGCGAAAACUGAUGAUAGAAAUGUCCUUCAAGAUGAUAGUAACAGAAAUCAAAAAAGAAAUGUGAUUGCGAAUCAAUCGAAUCGGGAUCGUAUGAAAAAUAACAAGCAGAACUACCACCAUAAUGUGCGACAACAUCAGCCGAACUCCUCUACGAGUGAUACUCAACCACCUGAGAGCCCAAGUGGAGAAUCAGUCAUGCUGAGGCCACCACCCUUGCCUACUACUGAAUCCAUGCCACAACAUUCACGUCAUCCAUCAGGAUCUUCUCGUGUCGGAACUGCUUUAUCAGAUACUGGAUCCAUUUCUAGUUCGGGUUCGUUUCAAUCUGCAGCUUCCAUGCAGUCUGACCAGUCUAUGCAUUCAAUACAUAGUCAUAACUCCAUGCAAUCUGUCCAUGGCCAACAAACUCAGCAAGCAACACCGACUUUUCGUUCAAGUAACCAAUCUUGUUCAGUGCAUAGCUGUGUCAAUACGAAUCAUCAGCACCAAAAUAAGCAACCACAACCUCAAUUUGGUAACCAGCAUAGCUUUACUUCUGCAAAUAAUAUGCAAAUGAGGAAUACAGGUCAACUUGUUUAUACUCAAUCAAGAGGUGGAGAGGUACACUCAAAUCUCUCUCCGUCGACUCCUGUUUCUACAUCUUCAAUAUCAAACACCGGCCAUAGAUUUCUGCAACCGCGCGUUAAUAGUGGAUCUUCUGUGCGGCGUACGUUUCCCUCCGGAACCAGCCCUACACCUGUCCCUACUUCCAAUUCUGCGUCGAGCAGUGGUGCGUCUUUUACUUACCAAUCAGUUUCAAUUGGAAUGGAAGGCUCGGGAGUCGCUUUACCUGUCCAGAGAAUCAUAGAAGGUUUGCCUGUAGUAACUUUACCUGGAAUCGUUGCUCAUGAGCCAAUCAUUAUGACGGCUGGUCAAAGAGAAUUCCAUGAGCGUUUGAGAAUUAAGCAUCUGGAAAUCCAGAAAUCAAUCCUGGCUCAACAAGAAGAAUUACGGCGUGUUGAAACAGAACUUUUGCUAGCACAGUAUGGAGCUUGGGGACCUACAGUUCUUAAGAUGACGGUUCCUUAUGCGGAAACCGACGGAACGGCUUCUGCUACCCAGCCAACUGUUCUGAGUACCGGUGGAUUAGUUACUUGUCUUACUACAGAAAAUUCCAUAUCUUUAGGCCAACCGUCUUCGUCUCAGGUUGGUAAUUCGAGUGCAGGAUCCAUGACAUUUUCUCCUGGAACUCCUAUUCUUGUUCAAAGUCCUCCUGAACUGCAUACCCGUAGUCCAGAAAGAGAUUUUCUCUCACAUGAAAUUCAAAUAUUACUUGCUCAGAGCUUGCUACAAGACAAUCCCACGUCUAUUGAAUACCUUCCAUAACAUUUAGUCUCGUCAGCAUCAGGGCCAAUCAAAAGAUUUCAUUAUUAGUGGUUUCGGGCGUCGGGUUUGAAUUCAUAUAGCGUUGAGCAAUCAGUACCUAUUGACAAUCAUAUGUUUUAGUUCGUUUUCGAAGCGAGGGAAAACAUUUGUGGAAGUUAUACGUCCGACAAACAGAGCGAUACUUAGAAUGGAAUUUUUGAUUUACAGUGCCAUAUUGCUGUACUGUGUUGAAUUUUUUAUAUUGCUUAUAUGUGUGGAUUAACCUACCAAAUUUGUUUCUUUUCAUUUGAAAUGAAAUGUUAGGCAUAAAUUCUUCGUCUGUCUAGGUGUACUAAAUGUUUUUUGAAUAGUAGCGAAGGCAAAGUCUUCACCAUCUACACCUUAAACGUGUGUAUUGCAGCACGUGGGAACAUCACUGUGUCCAUAUUUACAAAUGUGAAAUUUAAGUUACAAAGAUUUUUUAAGACAGAUUCACACAGGAGCUUUAUCAAGAGGAAUCACUUCAUUGAUUUAUGGUAGCCUACAUUUAUCUGUACAUAUUAUAUUGACAAUGAAAGAAUAUAUAUUGAUUGUUCUUAAUU